This is a messenger RNA of Aegilops tauschii subsp. strangulata, 372 nucleotides long. Lineage: Eukaryota; Viridiplantae; Streptophyta; Magnoliopsida; Poales; Poaceae. The record is from RefSeq and is a predicted model, not a curated record.
AUGGCGGGGGUUGCCGCAGCGGGGCAUGAGGGCCACGGCGGGCGGAGGCGGGGCGAGCGGCGAGCGUCGUGCAGGGCGGAGGAAGUGGCCGCGGGGCAAAGUGGCAGAGGCGACGGCGGUCGCGGGCGAGCACAGAAUGGAGGGGCGGGGGCGGCGCGGCGGAGCGUGGGGCGGUGCAGGGGCGAGGUGAGCGCAGGGAGGAGGGGCGCCCGUGCGUGCGGGUGGCCGCGGCGAGUGGAGCGGCAGAGCGAGGCGAGGCUCGGGCGCACGCGCGGGGGCAGGGCGCGGGGCGCGGCCCCGAGCGGCGAGCAAGGGAGGGGACGAGCACGGGGCGAGGGAGAGAGAGGAGGGGCGCGGCUCACGGCGGGUUAG